CGAUCGGACAAUCAUUUCGUGUUUUACAACUGACCAGUUCGCGUCGUCACAUACAAGUAUAACAACAAAGUUUCACGCUUUGUGUUCAACGGAUUUAUCAACAAGCAAACAAAUACAAACCUUGGAUUACGCAAUAUUUCGCGGAUCGCAAUCAUCCCCUAGUGACACAAGGAAUACCAACAGCAACAGCAACAUGGUGAUUGCCGCGGUUAGAGAAUCGGUGAGCCUGUGCUCGCAAGUGCCAUCGUUCGAGUACAAGAAGAGCAGCUCCAGCGUCGCCGCCGCCGCCGCCAGCAGUGAUAGCCUCAGUGAAGUGGAAGCGGGAUUGGCGGCAAAGCACGCGCUGCUACUCGCUAAAAUCGAAAACCGUCUGAUUAUGGGCUUAUCGGAUGCGAUUAGCAAUUUCGCCAAGACACCGGAGGACUUUCUGUUUUGCUUUAUGGCGCCACCCAAACCUGGCGACAGUGCCACCCAUAUGCACGAGGUCCUACUGCAGGCGUUCUGCUUCGAGCACGACAUUUACAUAAUCAAGGUCGACAGUGCGGAGAAGCUCAGCCGGCUGUUGGGCUCCAGCACGGUGCAAUCGUGCGCCCUGAUCCAGAAGAUGUGGUCCCCGGACCAUCAGACCGAGGUGCUAUCCAAGGUCGAAGACAAACUCGUGGACUACUGCGAGGAGCACUGGGAGGCGUCUGUCAAGCCAAUUAUCAAGCUACCGGAGAAGUAGGCCAUGCACCCGCGGGGCCGAAGUCAGUGACAACCUGAUGAAAUUUAACGCUGGAGUUUUAGUCUUCGUUUGCGGAAUAAAAAGUGUGGAAGAUUUUCCUUGCUCAAUUUCGCAAAUACACACGCGCUCGCGCUCGGUGAUUCGAUGUGCAAAUUCGAACAACUGGUUGCUUGCCAAGUGAGAGAUCAAGGGUGCUAACCACUCUUGCCAUCACCACCAACAGUUCGUGCUCAGCUUUAAUCAUAGUGGGAUUUCCCAAGACAGAAAAAGUGAUCGUCGUUUCACUCAUCCGGACUUAAAAAGCUGCAGUGGAAUAGUUUGGUGCAAAACGUAUAAUUGAAAAUUUAAUUAGUGUUUUUUUCUGUUUGAUGAUUUGUGUGGACGUGAAGUACAGACAUUUAAGUCAAGAAACUUUGAAGAGUUUCCAGUGAAUGCCAAACAAAAGCUGUUAUUUUAAAUAGAAUUUGUUGAAAGUAUUAAUGAAAAUGAAUUUUGUAAAUGCUUUAUAUUAAAGUGGAAAAAAUAGUUGC
Molecule: messenger RNA, 1254 nt
Organism: Ochlerotatus camptorhynchus
Lineage: Eukaryota; Metazoa; Arthropoda; Insecta; Diptera; Culicidae
Exons: 2
Coding region: 194-724 (176 amino acids)
Biological process (GO): regulation of cell cycle
Cellular component (GO): nucleus; cytoplasm
Source: RefSeq, a predicted model, not a curated record